Fusarium fujikuroi IMI 58289 is the source of this 1017-nucleotide messenger RNA. RefSeq lists its product as uncharacterized. The coding region runs from base 1 to 1017 and encodes 338 amino acids. The record is from RefSeq and is a predicted model, not a curated record. The transcript has a single exon. Lineage: Eukaryota; Fungi; Ascomycota; Sordariomycetes; Hypocreales; Nectriaceae.
AUGGGCAUCCUUCGCCUUCGCCCCCGACGAGCCGCAUUAACGCAAACGAUUCCACUGAGACCUUCACAGCCUCCAACACACAGUGCGAGUGGAGUGAGAAUAUCUCGGCUUCAACACCACCGACACGGCUCUCGCGAUUGCGACGUCGGGUACAGAGAAAAUACCUACGACAGCGCCAGUGAAAGCUCAGGCGAUGAAUCUUGUUGCGAGGGCAAGUCGACGCAAUGGAAAAAUAGUACAUUGCUUUAUGACCCCAGGGUUCAAAUUGCGAGAGAGCAUUUACUACCAGUAGCUCGUGCAGGGCUUUAUGAAUUCCUCUCCCAAGCAUACACCGAGGCGCCUCACCACGAACAAAGACGACAUGAAUGGCGAAAUGAAAACGGAUGGGAGCUUCCAAUGAACGUUUACAUAAGUUGCGAUAACCAGGGCCGCGCUAUUGACGAUGGAUCCUUUGUUAUUGUACCGCGGGUAGGAGGUCACUGUCGCUACCAAUGUCCCUUCCACGCUUCAAACCCAAAGAAAUAUCCUGCAUGUCUGAUUGACCACGAACUUCACUCAAUCAAGAGUGUAAAGCGGCAUGUAAAGCGGCACCACGCUAGGCCGCCCUACUGCCCCAGGUGCUCAAAGACUUUUGGCAACGUGUCGAAAUGCGACAGGCAUAUACUGGAGAAAAGAUGCAGAACCGAGUCUCUCAGGAUACCAGACGGUAUCAAUUUCUACCAGAGAGGCAAAAUUUCCAAGAAAGAUAAUCCCCAACUAUCUGAUGAGCGUCGCUGGGAACGCAUGUACAAGAUCAUCUUUCCGGGGGCUGAAAGUUGUCCCUCUCCAUAUCUCGAUAGCGGAGUUGGGCUGGUUGUGUCGAUGGCGCGAGACUUUUGGAGAAUGCGUGGAACAGAGGUGAUAUCAGAGUUUUUGGCAGGCCAGAAUUGGCAGCCAUUUGGCCAUGGAGAUGCUCAUACUGUACUGUAUGAGCUGGUGAUAUUCGAUCUCAUCUCACAGGUCGUGAAGGAGGCCUGA